AUGGUAGCUAUAAGAUUGUCAAAUGUACCGAGGAGGUUGCAAGAGAGCUGUUCUUCGCUCCAGAAGAAAUGUGACUACAACAUCAAAUCAGAGACUGUGUACCGCCUGCUAUCACUGAUCGGGACGGUCAUGUUGAUGCUAGGCGUCAUAGCACUCGCCAAUGCUAAGCUCCAGCUACAAUUCGGAUGGGCGGGCGCAUUCAUCAUCAUAAACAUUGCGCACUGGGUCGCCGCCGCCCUUCCACAAAGCUCACAUUGGGAUCUCUCAUGCUACAACUACGAUAUAGUCACCUACCCCGAGGAAGAAGAGCAAUGUCCCCCAGCAGAAGAAGGCCAAAAGAGCCCAAUAAGCAAAUUGACACGCACGCUGCAGAAAAUGCUCCAGGAUAAGCCAGACCAAAAGCCAAAGUCAAAUUUCACAAUAGCCCUCUGGAAAGCCAUCCUCCUCACGAAAUCCAUCGCAUGGGUGCCGCUGAAAGAAGCCGCGCCUUCCACUGUCGUAUGGGAUGAGUGGCUUGUCGAAGCCGAGAUCAAAGCGAAACAGCUCUGGAAGGAAUUGCAACAAGAGGAGGACAACGAGAAGAAGAAAUCGCCGUCGCCCCUUUUCCAACGGCCGAAUCCUGAUGACUGGGAUGCAAAAGAUGCGUGGAACGAACUGUACAAGAAGCAUAAUCCAAAGCCGCUAUCGACUGCUCCUACACCAGCGCCUACAAUUCAGGGCGUAUGA
Molecule: messenger RNA, 726 nt
Organism: Ramularia collo-cygni
Lineage: Eukaryota; Fungi; Ascomycota; Dothideomycetes; Mycosphaerellales; Mycosphaerellaceae
Exons: 3
Coding region: 1-726 (241 amino acids)
Source: RefSeq, a predicted model, not a curated record